Volvox carteri f. nagariensis is the source of this 208-nucleotide messenger RNA. RefSeq lists its product as uncharacterized. NCBI's taxonomy places the organism in Eukaryota, Viridiplantae, Chlorophyta, Chlorophyceae, Chlamydomonadales, Volvocaceae. The record is from RefSeq and is a predicted model, not a curated record. The annotation marks the transcript as partial. The transcript has 3 exons.
AUGGGAGGCAUCCUAGUCGAUCGAUUUGGGAAACCAGUAGCUUUUCGUGAAGGUGUUGCUGCAGCACGUAGGAUAACUGUCCAGGUGGCGAUCAGCUCUGUCACGAAGCAGGAUGGGCAUGGCAUUUCGCUGGCGCUACUCGGUGCUGUCGCCGACCAGCUACAGCUGCUGGCAUCCCUGGGCUAUGACCUACAGCUCGUGAUGUCGG